Molecule: messenger RNA, 8647 nt
Organism: Oncorhynchus kisutch (coho salmon)
Lineage: Eukaryota; Metazoa; Chordata; Actinopteri; Salmoniformes; Salmonidae
Product: bMERB domain-containing protein 1-like
Exons: 6
Coding region: 616-1197 (193 amino acids)
Source: RefSeq, a predicted model, not a curated record
AAAUACAUGGACAAGGUAUGACAGAAAUACAUGCUUUGGUUAAGUUUCCCUGGCACUGUUCCACUGCUAACGUUUUAGCAUUUAUGGCAUAAGUAUAUACAUAUAUACUUAUAUUAGCAUUUUUCCCCAUCAUUUUCAAAUCCUCUAGAAGGGACUUUGUUGAGCUUCACAAUACAUUUGAGAUACUUUUAGAUGAUUUGGACUUGAUGCGUGAAAAAUCCUAGUAAUGGUACCAUGACUUGAAUAGGAUUUGUGACACAAAUGUUAAAACGGUUCCAGGGGAAUAUGUAGUACCACCGAUUUACGUUAGGUGGCGGAAUGGUCUAAUAGAAAAGUAUAUCUUCGAGUUUACAGUACAAUAGGUAUUGAAAACAUCAGCCUUGGCUUGAACACCGCAAGCUCAAACAACGGAAAGAGCGUGACAACACCAGCACGUUGUGGAAGCGUUUUUACCCAAUUCUGUGCCAUGCAGCUUAGUACCUAAUGAAAGACUGUGCGCAUAGACUGCUCCAGUUGCCUUUUCUUGUCAGUUUUCCUUCGGUUUCCAAGACACAGCAUUGUAUUUGUUUGACAGUGCAUCCUUGACCAGUUUGGAAUCGAACCCACUGUUGAGAGAUGGAAAAGGAAAAUAUACAUGGAUCAUCACAUCAGUACGGCUCUCUGGAAUGCACUAAAUGGAAUACAGACAAUUCCAAAACAGAAGAGGACAUCGUCUCCAUGGCAGACUCCACCAUCACCAUAGAUGACAUCGAGGGAGAGCUUUUCAAGAUUGACAGGAUUCGAGAUGUGCUGGUCAGAAGAGAGUCAGAACUCAGAUACAUGAUGGAUGACAUUCAGCUGUGUAAGGAAAUCACUCGCCUCAAGAAGGAGCUCCAGAAACUGGUGUCCGUACCAGACAAUGACAAGUCCAACGAGGACAGACAGAAAGAGGAGGAUCUUCUCCAGCAGAUUCACAAGCUGGUGGAGACCAGAGAUUUCCUUGUUGACGAUGUGGAGUUUGAGAGGCUAAGGGAAAGGGAGGAGGACAAAGAAAUGGCGGAUUUCCUCCAGUCCAAGUUCCCCAGAAACUCCAAGAAGAAAGGUCAGAUUCCAGCCAGACGGCUAACGUCCAGGGCCCAGCAGACCUCGUCCCCCUUCACCAAGACAGGCCUGUCCCUGCUGAAGGAGUGCUGUGGCUUCACCUGCUCCAUCAUGUAGGCCGGGCCCUCAGGGGCUCUAACAUGGAGCCAAAAUAGAGCCCUGAUACAUCACAGUUUCAGCAUUCCAACCCUUGAAGUACGGACAGACAACGAGCUAGUGGAGAAUUUUCAAGGAUAUUUUGGGGAUGUCGCCAGGAUGAGAUUGAUAGUGUUUUAUCUCCCAAUCUAUGCUACAUCCCAUCUGGGCUGUGUUUCUCUCUCUCUCUCUCUCUCUCUGUGUCUCUCUCUCUAUCUCUCUCUCUGUGUCUCUCUCUGUCUCUCUCUGUCUCUCUCUCUCUCCCGCCUUUCCUCUCCCCCUUCCCCCUCCCUCUAUCUCUCUCUGUCUUCUCUCCAUCAUUAGGGCUCCAGUCCUAUCUGCUCUUCUAGUUGGGUUCUAUACCCAGUGUCCCCUCUCCACAUAAGGCUCAUCCCCCAUGAGGCUGUGCAAUGAUCUUCCAUCGUCUGUAUCAGACUAUUCUCAUUCAUCAUUGUCAGAGUCCCUCCCACUGCCUCUCCCUGCCUCUCAAUGGUGUCACCAAUGCUCUCAGAGCAGUUCAUCCUGGUCAAUCUCACUGGCUUUGGUACCUCUGUACCUAGAACCUGUCCCUUCACAAAGAUUGGAUGUAAACGGCAUUUGCAUAAGUCAGAUAUUGCUAUCAAAUAAUGUACAAAGUGCUACUUGUCUACCAGUUACAGAUGUUAAAUAUUGCUACCCCGGUGAAGAUUAUUAUUUAUGAUGCAUGAGACAAAACCCAACAGUGAAGAUGUACUGUACAGUAUUUUCUAAUUGGGACAUUAUACAUACAUCUCUUUAAGUCCUGUUUAGUCUCCCUAACUCUUUUACAUUUCAAAUUACUGUAGUUGCCUUUGAACAGACUUCCCACUGGCUCACUAAUUCAUAGUCAGCAUUAAUUGAUGGCAGCCUAAUCAUGCUGCCAGGUCAACGUUAGCCAGACACGCAACCGAUGGGCUAAUUAAUGUUUUGUGAUAAGAUUAUGGUUUCAUGAUAACAUGACACUAACGUCAGAAUUUAAGCAACUCACUAAGUCAUUAGUCACUGAUUUGGCAACUAUGUCCAAUUAAGAGGCCUUUAUGGGUGACUGAACAUACCGAUCAACGGAGCUUAACAAAUGAGUCAUCGCUCGCUUCCUUUCUUGUUGUUGUUGUUAUUCAAUACACUCAAAUGAUAUAUUUUAUGGAACUGCAAAAUGACUCAUCCUUCCACAUUGCGGACUUUACACACACUAAAGGUUAGUGUGCAGUAUACCGAUCAGCAGAAAAGGUUUCCACCUUAACAACGGUCAUUUUAAGUGAAACUGCAGCUCACUGCAGCUAACAUUGUUACACUUUAUUAUUUACAACAUGUUAUUACUGACAGCAUGUUAUUACUGACUGCAUAUUUAUACUGACAACAUGUUAUUACUGACAGCAUGUUAUUACUGACUGCAUAUUUAUACUGACAACAUGUUAUUACUGACAGCAUAUUAUUACUGACAACAUGUUAUUACUGACCGCAGGUUAUUACUGACAACAUGUUAUUACUGACUGCAUAUUUAUACUGACAACAUGUUAUUACUGACAGCAUGUUAUUGCUGACUGCAUAUUUAUACUGACAACAUGUUAUUACUGACAGCAUAUUAUUACUGACCGCAGGUUAUUACUGACAGCGUGUUAUUACUGACCGCAUAUUUGUACUGACAACCUGUUAUUACUGACAGCAUAUUAUUACUGACCACAGGUUAUUACUGACAGCGUGUUAUUACUGACAUCAUUUUAUUACUGACAGCAUGUUAUUACUGACUGCAUUUUAAUACUGACAGUAUGUUAUUACUGACUGCAUAUUAUUACUGACAACAUGUUAUUACCGACAGCAUAGUAUUACUGACAACAUGUUAUUACUGACAACAUGUUAUUACUGACAGCAUAUUAUUACUGACAGCAUAUUAUUACUGACAACAUGUUGUUACUGACAGCAUGUUAUUACUGACAACAUGUUAUUACUGGCAGCAUGUUAUUACUGACAGCAUGUUGUUACUGACAGCAUGAUAUUACUGACAGCAUGUUGUUACUGACAGCAUGUUAUUACUGGCAGCAUGUUAUUACUGACAGCAUGUUGUUACUGACAGCAUGUUGUUACUGACAGCAUGUUGUUACUGACAGCAUGUUGUUACUGACAGCAUGUUAUUACUGACAACCUAUUAUUACUGAAAACAUGUUAUUACUGACAGCAUAGUAAUACUGACAACAUGUUGUUACUGACAGCAUGUUAUUACUGACAACAUGUUGUUAGUGACAGCAUGUUAUUACUGACAACAUGUUGUUACUGACAGCAUGUUAUUACUGAAAACAUAUUAUUACUGACAACAUGUUAUUACUGACAGUAUAGUAAUACUGACAACAUGUUGUUACUGACAGCAUGUUAUUACUGACAACAUGUUGUUACUGACAGCAUGUUAUUACUGACAUCAUGUUAUUACCAACAACAUGUUAUUACUGGCAGCAUGUUAUUACUGACAACAUGUUGUUACUUGCAGCAUGUUAUUACUGACAGCAUGUUGUUACUGACAGCACGUUAUUACUGGCAGCAUGUUGUUACUGACAGCAUGUUAUUACUGACAACAUAUUAUUACUGACAACAUGUUAUUACUGUCAGCAUAGUAAUACUGACAACAUGUUGUUACUGACAGCAUGUUAUUACUGACAACUUGUUGUUACCGACAGCAUGUUAUUACUGACAGCAUGUUAUUACUGACAACAUGUUAUUACUGACAGCAUAGUAAUAAUGACAUGUUGUUACUGACAGCAUGUUAUUACUGACAGCAUGUUAUUACCGACAGCAUGUUAUUACUGACAGCAUGUCAUUACUGACAGCAUAUUAUUACUGACAGCAUGUUAUUACCGACAGCAUAUUAUUACUGACAGCAUAUUAUUACUGACAGCAUUUUAUUACUGACCGCAUAGUAUUACUGACAGCAUGUUAUUACCGACAGCAUGUUAAUACUGGCAGCAUGUUAUUACUGACAGCAUGUUAUUACCGACAGCAUGUUAUUACCGACAGCAUAGUAUUACUGACAGCAUUUUAUUACUGACAGCAUGUUAUUACUGACAGCAUAUUAUUACUGACAGCAUGUUAUUACUGACAGCAUGUUAUUACCGACAGCAUGUUAAACUGUAUAGGCCUACUGUAAACUGGCCAAAUCCAGCAUCAGUAAUUGUCAGUAAUUACUAGGCAGUCCGUGUCAACACGGAACCACAGUUCAGUGUCAAGUCUCUCCAUGGAGAUGAUAACUUUUCAGCCCUAGGCUCCACUUGUGUCUUUCCUGUAUAACACAGUGGGUACAUAAUAUGGCACUUAGUAGGGCACUCCAGUGUGUGAUCGUGAUGGCAAGGGUCCAGGACGAGUUAGCCAAGCACCCAGAAUUGGAGUCGUGAGUGUACACUCCACACACAGGGAUCAAGGACUCUUCAUCGCAGAGAGCCGUUGCCAUAGCAACCACAGCGUAGGCAGUCCGAACGUACUGUAUACAAUGAGAAAAAAGCGCUGCAUUACACACACACAUGCUGGUUUCUGUUGGGUGUUUUUUUUUUUUAUUCUCUAAAAUUAGGGUUUAUCUGAAGUCUCUUCUGAAAUCAGGGUUCCUCUGAAGUCUCCUGUGAAAUCAGGGUUACUCUGAAGUCUCCUCUGAAAACAGGGUUACUCUGAAGUCUCCUCUGAAAACAGGGUUCCUCUGAAGUGUCUUUACCUUUUCUUUCCCAGGCAGCCCCUAUGACAUGCUAUUGAGCUUUGAUACCGUCACCACACCACAAUUAUAAAACACAAUUUCAUAAUGCACCAUUGUCCAUGCUCAACAGGGUGGGCAUUUUGUGUUAGCGAGGGGAGGGAAGGAGAGGGGUAGUCUGGCUGACACGACCCACAUGACUACACAGCGAAGAGCUGUGACCCACUUGGAGGACAUCGAAAGCUGGUGUCAGGAGGACAUUGAAAGCUGGUGUCAGGAGGACUUCGAAAGCUGGUGUCAGGAGGACUUCGAAAGCUGGUGUCAGGGGGACUUCGAUAGCUGGUGUAAGGGCAACUUCGAUGUCAGUGUCAGGAGGACUUCGAAAGCUGGUGUCAGGGAAACUUCGAUAGCUGGUGUCAGGAGGACUUCGAAAGCUGGUGUCAGUAUAACUUCGAAAGCUGGUGUCCGUGGGACUUCAAAAGCUGGUGUCAGGAGGACUUCGAUAGCUGGUGUCAGGAGGACUUCGAACGCUGGUGUCAGUGUGACUUCGAAAGCUGGUGUCCGUGGGACUUCGAAGGCUGGUGUCAUGAGGACUUCGAUAGCUGGUGUCAGGGGGACUUCGAUAGCUGGUGUCAGGAGGACUUCGAUAGCUGGUGUAAGGGCAACUUCGAUGUCUGUGUCAGGAGGACUUCGAAAGCUGGUGUCAGGGGGACUUUGAUCGCUGGUGUCAGGAGGACUUCGAAAGCUGGAGUCAGGAGGACUUCGAAAGCUGGUGUCAGGAGGACUUCGAAAGCUGGUGUCAGGAGGACUUCGAAAGCUGGUGUCAGGAGGAAUUCGAUAGCUGGUGUCAGGAGGACUUUGAAAGCUGGUGUCAGGAGGACUUUGAAAACUGGUGUCAGGAGGACUUCGAUAGCUGGUUUCAGGAGGACUUCGAUAGCUGGUGUAAGGGAAACUUCGAUGUCAGUGUCAGGAGGACUUCGAAAGCUGGUGUCAGGGGGACUUCGAUAGCUGGUGUCAGGAGGACUUCGAAAGCUGGUGUCAGUAUGACUUCGAAAGCUGGUGUCCGUGGGACUUCAAAAGCUGGUGUCAUGAGGACUUCGAUAGCUGGUGUCAGGGGGACUUCGAUGGCUGGUGUCAGGGGGACUUCGAUAGCUGGUGUCAGGAGUACUUUGAAAGCUGGUGUCAGGAGGACUUCGAAAGCUGGUGUAAGGGAGACUUCGAAAGCUGGUGUCAGGGGGACUUUGAUAGCUGGUGUCGGAAGGACUUCGAAAGCUGGUGUCGGGAGGACUCCGAAAGCUGGUGUCCGGAGGACUUCGAAAGCUGGUGUCAGGGGGACUUCGAAGCUGGUGUCAGGGUGACUUCGAUAGCUGGUGUCAGGAGGACUACGAUAGCUGGUGUCAGGGGGACUUCGAAAGCUGCUGUCAGGGGGACUUCGAUAGCUGCUGUCAAGAGGACUUUGAUAGCUGGUGUCAGGAUGACUUCGAAAGCUGGUGUCAGGAGGACUUUGAUAGCUGGUGUCAGGAGGACUUUGAUAGCUGGUGUCAGGAGGAAUUUAAUAGCUGGUGUCAGGAGGACUUCGAUAGCUGGUGUCAAGAGGAAUUUGAUAGCUGGUGUCAGGAGGACUUCGAAAGCUGGUGUCAGGAGGACUUCGAAAGCUGGUGUCGGGAGGACUUCGAAAGCUGGUGUCAGGAGGACUUCGAAAGCUGGUGUCAGCCAGACCAAGAGAGAUGGAGGAGAGGAAGGAGAAGCUAGUGUGAGUCAUCAGUAGUAGAGAGAGGAGAGAGCUCAGACAAAGUUCCUGUUGUUGGUGAGCUGCCAGAAAGGUUAGCCUUGUCAAUCAAACAAGCAGUGAGCAUGAUCCGGUGACCCCCACGCUCUAUCUCUGCACCUCACAACGCUUUCCUCUGAGCAGGGGGGACACGGGAGAAGUGACACGCAGGUGACUUGUAACUGUCAUCACAAUGUUGCUAUGACCUCCCUUGUUUUGGCAGCAUACCACCCCUGAGUUGGUUAUCUCUCCUUGUAUCACAGCAGCAAUGCUGGAUUCUAGUGUUAGUUAGAAUCAAGAACUCAAUACUUCUGCAUUGCUCUCCCACCUAAUCCGAAUCUGUCAACCUCAACUCAAUACUUCUGCAUUGCUCUCCCACCUAAUCCGAAUCUGUCAACCUCAACUCAAUACUUCUGCAUUGCUCUCCCACCUAAUCCGAAUCUGUCAACCUCAACUCAAUACUUCUGCAUUGCUCUCCCACCUAAUCCGAAUCUGUCAACCUCAACUCAAUACUUCUGCAUUGCUCUCCCACCUACUCCGAAUCUGUCAACCUCAACUCAAUACUUCUGCAUUGCUCUCCCCCCUAAUCUGAAUCUGUCAAACCAGUGUAUUCACAUAACAGUGCCCUCCAGAGGCAUCAUGCCCAUUGAAACUGAGGGACAUGUGCCCACUUAAUAUCAUCCGUUUGUAGGAUGAAAUUGAAAAAAAACACAGUAGUAGUGUUUGAGAGGUUGUUGCACACUUUAAGCAAGUCGAUGUUGAUGGGAUGUUGAGUGUAGCCCAAAGGGUUUAUUUUACUUGAGGAUUUCAGAAUGCACUCUAGUUUGUCUCUCCUUUGUAUUGCUAUGUGUGUAUGUAUGUAUGUAUGUGUGUGUGUGUGUAUGUGUGUGUGUGCGUGUGCGUGUGCAUGUGUGUGUGCAUCAGUGUUUCAAAUCCAGAGCGGAAUUUCAAAAGGAUGCGCUCGGGUCCUACUUUAAAGUGCGUAAGAUGGAGACACUUCAAUUAUCUUUUAUUACUCCUCCUCCACACUCUCUUUUGUCACUUUCUCUCCAUCUCUGUUCUUUCCCCCUCCCUCCUUCUCUCCCUCUUUGACGAGGUCUCUGGAGCCUGAUGUCUCACUCGCUUUAUCUCUUUAUCUCUCUCUCCCUCUCUUUUUCUCUCUGUCUCUGUCUCUCUCUCUCUCCCUCUCUCUCUGUCUCUCUCUCCCUCUCUCUCUCUCUCUCUCUCUCUGUCUCUCUCUCUGUCUCUCUCUCCCCCUCUCUCUCUAUAUCGCUCUCUCUCCCUCUCUCUUGAUUCUCUCUCCCUCUCUCUCUGUCUCUCUCUCCCUCUCUCUCUCUGUCUCUCUCUCUCCCUCUCUCUCUAUAUCGCUCUCUCUCCCUCUCUCUUGAUUCUCUCUCUCUCUCUCUCCUGUCUCUCUUUCUGGGUGUUAGGGAGCAGGAUGUGUCUAAUGCUGUGCUGCUGUCAGCUUAGCUCCAAUGUUCCACAGUCAUACGGCCUCUCAUGAAAUCUGUCAGAAACCAGUAAAAGCGAGUAUUUUUGUAUUUGACAGAUGUGUUGUUGUUGGAAAGGUUUCAUUAUUCUGUGUUCAUUGAUUGUACAGUAUGUUUUUAUUAGAUGUGUGUAUAUCCUGAGAAUAGAGUGUAAAGUCAAUGCUUCAGCGGCUGUAUUUGUUACUGCAUGCAUAUUGUAGCAAUUUUGAAUUGAAUCGUGUAGCUUACUAUAUUUAUGUCCAGUCAUUCAACAUCUUUGCUUCACUGAAAUAUGUGUCGUAACAGGGUUAUAAUUCAAUUUCCAAAGAACCUAAGUGGAACAGGACAAAGCGUAACUGUAAGAUGAUAUAUACAAGAUUGUGUAUUUAUAAUCUGUGCCAAAUAUUUGGGAAUUGUAGGAAAUUGUGUAGCAUAACAAAAUAAACUAUGGAUUUAAAUACUGUAUAUUGAAAAAUAAAUAUUGAGAAUAAAAUGGUAAUAAGAUAUUGUUUA